This is a messenger RNA of Botrytis fragariae, 2313 nucleotides long. RefSeq names its product putative c6 zinc finger domain-containing protein. NCBI's taxonomy places the organism in Eukaryota, Fungi, Ascomycota, Leotiomycetes, Helotiales, Sclerotiniaceae. The record is from RefSeq and is a predicted model, not a curated record. Gene Ontology annotation, biological process: regulation of transcription by RNA polymerase II; DNA-templated transcription. The transcript has 5 exons. Gene Ontology annotation, molecular function: DNA-binding transcription activator activity, RNA polymerase II-specific; RNA polymerase II cis-regulatory region sequence-specific DNA binding; zinc ion binding. Bases 1 to 2313 code for a protein of 770 amino acids. Gene Ontology annotation, cellular component: nucleus.
AUGUCGGAUCUCGAACCUGAAUUAGAAGCGGAACCGGAGCAAGAACGUCGAAGGAGAAGACCAGCCGUGAUUGCAGUUCUUGCUCCUUCUGUAGGAGACGCAAAAUCAAAUGCAAUCGAAUGCUUCCAUGUAGCAAUUGUGCCUUCCCGUGCUCAACAUGACGAAAAUCGACGGAAUUCAAGCCAUAAACAGAAUUAUGACAUGUCCAAUGAGCCAGCUUCAGAAAGAGAGAGAGGUUUGACACUUGGGGUUCCAACGUAUCCGGCACCACCAACAUCAAAUAAUUUAAUCCCAUUAUCACCAACGAAUCAAUUCAUUGCACCAGUCUCAGAUGCAACUAGUGAUCUUGAAUCCAUGAGGCAAAGGAUUAAAGAACUCGAAGAUCAGCUUUCGCUUGCGACCAAAUCAUCCGUUCCGUCUCCUGCUCUCUCACAACCUGCACCCUCCCCUGUAACAUCUGUAGUUUCUAACAUCGAGACAAAAACUUCACUGGCUGGAAGCUUUCACAUACACAAAGAGUGUCGACCAUUUGGCCAAGAUCAUCCUGCAGUUGUAGCUUAUGGCGUUCUACAUAAAACCAGACUAUUAGGCCAGAGUCACUGGAUAAAUGCUGUGACUGGGUACCACGACCUCUUUGAAAUAAUUGAGCCACAUAUACAAGAAGGAACGAAGGCCGCCAUUGGUCUACAUAAAUGCAAAACUUUUGGAAAGCUUGUAAAAACUCGGCGAGCACCGUUAUGGCCCUCACCACCAACUUGGCCUGAUUUACCUUCAAAAGAAACUGCUGACAUACUAGUUGAUUGUUAUCUCCGUACAAUUGAAAGCAUCUACAGGGUUUUACAUAUUCCUACCUUCAAGAACAAUUAUGAAGCAAUAUGGACAUCGACUGGAAAACCUGAUACAGAGUUCUUGGUUCAGCUUAAAUUGAUAUUUGCUAUUGGUUCUGCUACAUUUGAUGAUCAAUUUUCCCUUCGUGCUUCAGCCGUCCGAUGGGUCUAUGAGGCGCAGACAUGGAUUUCAGAACCGGAAUUUAAGUCAAGAUUGACUAUCAAAUCACUACAAACCGAAAUUUUACUUUUGUUUGCUCGAGAAAUAACUAACAUUGGUGGGAGAUUAAUUUGGAUUUCGGCUGGCUCCUUGUUUAGAAGUGCGGUACACAUGGGACUGCACAAAGAUCCCACUUAUCUUCCAAAGAAGACCAUUUUUGCUGCUGAGAUGCGACGAAGAUUAUGGAAUACGAUAUUAGAGUUGAUGUUGCAAUCAAGUAUGGAUUCUGGUGGACCUCCUCUCAUGUCUCUUACCGACUGGGACACUGAGCCUCCUGCAAACUUCAACGACGACGAACUUCUGAGCACUGAUGCUCUACCUCGGCCAGAGAAUGAAUUUAGUCAAACUUCUCUCGCAAUCAUACUUCGCAAGACUUUUCCGCUUCGACUGGCCAUCGCAAAGUCAUUGAACGAUUGCAGCACAAUCAAUACAUUUGAGGAAGCUAUGAAGCUUGAUACAGAGCUAAGAUCUUCCUACAAAGCUUUGUGUCAGGAUGUACAAGAGUUCAACACAACCAAUGAGUCUUUACUCCCUCAAUUUGAAAUAGAAAUGCUGAAUAUCAUAAUGCUACGAUACCUCUCGUCCCUCCAUAUUCCAUUUUUCGUAUCGGCUUUGCAAUCUCUUACGUAUACGUCUUCUAGGAAGGUAGUUUUGGAGACUUCACUUAAAAUUUGGUAUAUGAUACAUUCAACCAAGUUAAAUAAUGAAGCGCAACCACACGAAAAACUUGUCGAAGAUAGUCAACAGUAUCUUUCACGGCUUGCAAUAUGUGGCUCAGGAUUACUUCGUACCAUGGCGACACAAGCCGGGUUCAUAAUUGCUAUGGAAAUCAAGACCCAGCUUCAAGAAGAAACAAGCCUAGGACCUAUCUCUCUACGCCCAGAUCUUCUUGACGCCUUACAAGAUGUCAAAACUUGGAAUAUGAGAUGUAUUGAAGCUGGGGAGGUUAAUAUGAAAGGGUACCUGUUCAUCUGCUUAGCAAUUGCACAUAUCGAUGCUCUCCAACAAAGUCAGGUUGGAGAAGAACUUGCAGCAUCAAUAGUAAGCGCUGCUGAAAAAGCUGUGGAUGAAUGUGCAGAAGUACUCGAAAAAAUGGCAACUCAUGGAUUAAAUGAGACGGAGAGUUUGAGUAAGAUGUCGCUGACCACUCCGACUGAGUUGAUGGGGGAUUGGGAUUUUAUGAUGACAGAUGCUCAGUACAAUUUUGGAGAUGCGAUGGGUUGGGCAUUCAAUUACGAUCACCCUCAAGAUAUAUCAAUUUGGUAG